GGCGUGCACAACUACUGCACCACCACUGGCGCCAUCGGCAUGUAUGCGCAGCAAAUGGCCGACCAAGGCCUGCUGGGCUUCGCCUUCGCGCAAUCGCCGGAAUACGUCGCACCACACGGGACUAAUGAGGUACAAAAGGAUGCGUGAACUGAACAUGCAGCGGCGUGUGUCCGUUCGCCCACCAUCCUGUGUGUCUGCACAGGCCAUAUUCGGCACGAAUCCGUUGGCUAUUGGCAUCCCUCGCUCGUCAGGCUGCGAGUCGCUUGUGCUCGACAUGGCCACGAGCGUGAUGGCCUACUACGGCAUACACGAGGCCAAGGCGGCGGGGCGGCCUCUUCCCCCUAAUGUGGCCUAUGACUCGGAGGGCAACCCGACACAAGACCCCACAUGUAUGUGACGUCGGUAAGGCUUGGAGGGACACACAAACACGAGGAUGACGUCCACGGAUCCACACUCACCGUGGUGUGUGCAUGGCCUGUUACUGCGUUCAUCAGCCGCUUUGUCGGGUGCGCUCCUCGUGUUCGACAGGUCCGCAAACACAUGCACAAGCAUCAUGAGUGGGUCUCGCGUGUGUGUUUGGCGCAUCAUGUGUGUGGCAGGUCGCACAAGGGAUCGCAUCUCGCCCUGAUGGUGGAGAUCCUCGCUGGGGCACUCGUGGGAGCUGACGUUCAAAACAAAAAGGUCAGUUGGUGCGCACAGAUGCAACAAGGGUAGGGUGCGGUGCCUGCAUGUGUGUGUGGCUGUUGGUCGUGUGUGGUGGUUGCUGCUCACGCACCGCACAGACGGCCAACAAUUGGGGCACGCUGGUAUGCACGUGUGGGGGCGACUGACCGACCGACACAGACGCAUUGACGACACCCUCUGUUGCCUCUUCUGUGACGCUUGCAUGCAGCUGUUCGCCAUCGACCCCGCCGAGCUCGGCCCCACUGACGACUUCCACACCAAGACAGAGGUGCACAUCCCUGCAGCCAGGCAGGCAGGCAAACACACUUGAGUACGUUUGUGUCGCCUGUUUAUGAAUGCAUUCAGGCCAUCAUCGCCCGAGUGCGGUCGGCUCGGAAGCUCCCCGGUGUGAGUGAGAUCCUCAUGCCGGGCGAGAGGGGCAACCGGCUCGCCAGGCGAGUUGUGGAGAGCGGGCAGAUUGAGGUCGAGGCCAACCUGACGCAGCAGCUGAGGGAAUGUGCUGCCGGCUGACUGAACAGUCUUUUCUGUGGGGGCUGGCUGCAUGUCUUUCGAUGAAGCUUACACGACGAAGCUGCGUGCAUGAAUUUAUGUAUCGUUUUGCACUGUUCGUAUACCCACCCGACAGACAAUCCAGACAGACCAAGCACAGUCAACGCUAUUAUCUAUUGCGAGAAUCA
Messenger RNA from Vitrella brassicaformis, 1361 nucleotides. The record is from the annotation of a GenBank genome assembly. NCBI's taxonomy places the organism in Eukaryota, Vitrellaceae.